Necator americanus (New World hookworm) is the source of this 642-nucleotide messenger RNA. RefSeq lists its product as uncharacterized. Lineage: Eukaryota; Metazoa; Nematoda; Chromadorea; Rhabditida; Ancylostomatidae. Gene Ontology annotation, biological process: protein polyubiquitination; ubiquitin-dependent protein catabolic process. Gene Ontology annotation, molecular function: ubiquitin conjugating enzyme activity. The record is from RefSeq and is a predicted model, not a curated record. The coding region runs from base 1 to 642 and encodes 213 amino acids. The transcript is spliced from 9 exons.
AUGAGCUGUACGCAAAAAAGGAUGGAAGACUCCCUGAGUGAAAGAAAAGAAGCGGACGAGUUGAAGUGCUCGAGCUUAAAGCCUUUUCGGAGUGUGAGAGCAUUGCUGUGCGGUUGUUUCUUCAUUUCUCAGCUUCGAUCUUCUUCUAAUAGGGACAUAGCGCUAGUGUUCCUCAAGCAGCUUGCUGAACUGAGGCGAUUGCCUGUGGAGGGAUUCUCAGCUGGACUUGUCAAUGAUGAUGACAUUUAUAAAUGGGAGGUCCUUGUCAUCGGUCCUCCCGAUACUCUUUACGAAGGCGGAUUCUUCAAGGCAAUUCUAGAUUUCCCCAAAGACUAUCCUCAAAAGCCUCCAAAAAUGAAGUUUGUAUCCGAGAUUUGGCAUCCGAAUAUUGAUAAGGAUGGUCAUGUUUGCAUCUCUAUUCUUCAUGAUCCUGGAGACGACAAGUGGGGUUAUGAACGACCAGAGGAGCGUUGGCUACCCGUUCAUACAGUUGAAACUAUCUUGCUAUCAGUUAUCUCUAUGCUUGCUGACCCCAACUUUGAGUCUCCUGCAAAUGUUGAUGCCGCAAAGAUGCAACGGGAAAAUUAUGCCGAGUUCAAAAAACGAGUGGCUGCUUGCGUACGCAAAAGUCAAGAGGAGUGA